Nymphalis io (European peacock) is the source of this 2797-nucleotide messenger RNA. It is a transcript of the gene Gmppa, whose product is annotated as mannose-1-phosphate guanyltransferase alpha-A. The coding region runs from base 120 to 1361 and encodes 413 amino acids. The transcript has 9 exons. Gene Ontology annotation, cellular component: cytoplasm. The record is from RefSeq and is a predicted model, not a curated record. Gene Ontology annotation, biological process: biosynthetic process. NCBI's taxonomy places the organism in Eukaryota, Metazoa, Arthropoda, Insecta, Lepidoptera, Nymphalidae.
UCCAUUGGGAGCAAUAGUUAGUGUUUAUAUUUCGUUAAUAUUUUUUUUUUAAUAAUUUGUUAAUAAUUAGUUUACCUUGUACUACUGUUUUUAAGAAUAGUUUAAAGUACUCUUCAAACAUGUUAAAAGCUGUGAUACUUAUUGGUGGACCACAAAAAGGAACAAGAUUUCGUCCUCUAUCUCUUGAUACACCGAAACCAUUGUUCCCCAUAGCCGGUCUGCCAUUGAUACAACAUCAUAUAGCAGCAUGUACGAAACUCAAAGAUUGUAGAGAGAUUCUCAUAAUUGGUUCAUAUACCACAACAACUAUGACUCCGUUUGUUAGUGAAAUGCAGAAGGAAUAUCAUGUUAUAAUAAGAUAUCUUCAAGAAUUCACUCCUCUCGGCACUGGAGGUGGACUCUACCACUUCCGGGACCAAAUUCGAGCGGGAAAUCCUACCGCAUUCUUUCUCCUCAAUGGUGAUGUCUGUGCAGACUUCCCACUUAAGGAAUUGUGGGAAUUUCAUGAAGAAAAAUCAACUGCUAUAGUCACAAUAAUGGGAACAGAAGCGACUCGUCAGCAAUCUGUACACUAUGGCUGUAUGGUUCGUGAGCCCAACACAAAGGCCGUUACACAUUAUGUGGAAAAGCCGAACAGCUAUAUAUCCACAUUGAUCAACUGUGGGGUUUACGUGUGCUCGUUACAAGUUUUUCACACCAUGGCUGAUGCGUUUCAAAGGAAACAGGAUGGAUUUUACAAUGGCAAUGGCCAAGGCAGCGCCCACCCUGGCUACAUGUCCUGGGAACAAGACGUUCUGGCAUCGCUCGCUGGGACGAACAAAUUAUAUGCAAUCCAGGUAACAAAUUGGUGGUCACAAGUGAAAACUGCCGGUUCAGCGAUAUACGCGAAUCGUCACUACCUUGAAUUGCAUCGAGAUCGGCUCACCCACGCGCCCUGCAACAUCCUCCCUGAUGUGUUCGUCCACCCCACCGCCGUGGUGGACAGUACUGCUGUGAUCGGACCGAACGUGUCGAUCGGCGCAGGAGUGACCGUGAAGGCGGGUGUUAGAAUCAAAGAAUCUAUAAUAUUAAACAACGCGACAAUACACGAACACACCCUCAUCAUGUAUUCCGUUGUUGGUCAAGAGGCGUCGGUAGGCGAGUGGUCACGUGUGGAAGGGACCCCAUCUGACCCGGACCCCAACAAGCCCUUCGCUAAGAUGGACAACACUCCGCUCUUCAACAACGACGGGAGACUUAACCCGUCUAUAAGUAUACUAGGUGCCGGUGUAUUCGUUCCAGCCGAGACAAUACUUCUGAACUCAAUCGUGUUGCCGCAUAAACAUUUAUCGAGAAGUUUUAAACAUGAGAUUAUUUUAUAGCAUAAUAUAAACAACAUCAGUUAUGGACUGUAGACCAUGACAGAUGUUUGCCUGUUCCACGUAUAACCGCAGGAGAAGUUUAGUCCAAUAAACAACUUCGACCUUGAAUUGACGCGAUGUCAUUGGUCGAGAUCUUGAAUAAUCUAUGGUAGUCACUAUGGUUCGCGAAAAUAUUCCGUAACGUGGAUAUAUAUAUGUAAUUAAGUGGAAUAGUUUUGUAUUAUAAAUAAAUAUAUAUUUAUCAAGAACUGUUUGUAGUGUAUAAAUAUAGCGGAGCUCUCGAGCUAGCUUCUCCGAUUGUUCGUUUUCGUGUAUAUAACCUAUAAAUCAUUAUAAGAAUGUAUAUAACUGGUUUUUGUGAUUUUUUCGAAAUGUCUGCAUGACCAAGCCCUAAACUAAACGAGUAAUAUCGAAAAAUGCUCAAAAGCUAAUAUUGCUUUGUUAGGUUUUUUUUUUAAAUAAAUAGCGGCUUAUUUUGUAUGUCUUCUACAUAACUCGCGCUCUUAACUCAAUGACUUGAAAAUGCUCUUCAGUUGUCUGACCAACAGUGUUAAAGAAAUAUACUUUUUUUUUUAAAUUAACAAUUUUGUUUAUUAGCUAGAAAUGCAACUCUAAUAUUUUUUUAAAUAAUCGUAACGUGUAUUAUUUAUUACACCACUUAAUAUUGUCGCUAAAAUCUAAUUCAUGGUUACUUACACACAUACAUACAUUUAUUAUUAUUAUUAUGUAUUAACCUUGUAAUAAUAAUAAUGUCCUCCAGACCGAUUUCGGCCACGGCGGCCAAUCUCAAGAGAGAUUAGCCAACUACGCAGGAGAUAUUAUAGUGCACAAGUGUGUGCGCAAACACAGGUGCACUCUCUAUUUUCUAACUCUCAUAAUCCGAUGGGACGGCAAUCCGACACGACCGGAAAGAGUUCAGGCGCAGGCCCAACGGCUUAACGUGCUUUUCAAGGCACGGGAGUGUACACACUUCCAACUUCCAGACUCCGGGCUGCUACUGAGAAUUUUUCUGAUAGAAAAACCCAAUAACUUUUUAUUGGCCCGACCUGGGGAUUGAUUGAUUGGCCUUACAUCAAGCCACUAGACCAACGAGGCAGUCAGUAUUAACUUUACCCCAUACCCAUACCGUGAAUAACACUAUUUACCAGUAAAUCUAGGUAUUUACAAUAAAUGAAGACAGAAAUAUAAUUCCUUGUUAGAAUAAGUUUUAGUUUCCAUAAAUAUCGGCCCCUUAAAUUAUUGAAGAAAAUUACUCCUUUAAGUUUCUGAUUUGGUCAUCCGAAGACACUUAAAAAAUGCAUCCCCUAUAUACAGAUUAAAAACGAUAACUUAUAUAAAUCAUGCUAAAGAUUGUCCAUAACAGAUUAGAAUAAAUAAGAAAUAAAUCUCUAUGGUGUUAAAAUAUAUCAUGUGUUUAAAAAUUAAUAUGAAUUUUA